UAUAUGUAUAUAUUAUUAUCAUUAUUAUGUCACUAAAAAUAAAGGUCAAGAUUAUGAAAAGUAUGUAUUGAACAACAAAACGAUUCUAAAGCUUUGAAUGAGAAUUCAUUCUGAAGCUUUAAAUUACGAUUCAAAAAUAUGAAAUUUAUAUUUAACAUUUUUUCCAUUCAAUACUAUUUAUUUGAAAUAUUUAUUAUUACAAUAUAAAUCAAUACACUAAUUAAAAAUGCAUACAUAGCAGCAGGGAAAUAUUGAUCAUGAGAAAAACAGCAGGUAGCAGGUAGCCGGUAACAUGUUACAGAUGCAUACUUGUAUAGAUAUUUUAGUUCAGGAAAAUUAUACGGUCGUGUGUCAACUAUGUUUAAGAUAUUGUCAUUCUUUUUUAUAAUAUUUAAAUUUUUAUUAAUAUGCUCAGAGACCAAAAUUCUUCAAGGACAUCUUGUAACACGUGAAAAUUGGGCAUUUCUAGCAAGAUUUUGUUUCUUAACUAAACAAGGCACAUUUCGGUAUGAAUUCGAAUUGGGAGGUAAUGAACAAAAUUUAAAGAUAUUGUUAUAUUAUGACGCCCCUAAUCAAUGGCCAAGCGUUUAUCCUUCGAAUAAGACAUGUAUGGAAAAAGAAGCUAUACUUUGGGAUGGAAUUGGUCAAAUAGUACCAUUAUCUACGUCUAUAUCUAAAGAAUCAGGAUGCGUCGAAAAAGAAGACGCAAUAAUACGAUGCUCUAAUUAUCGAAGAUUUCAAUCAUCUCGUCCGAGAUGGUGGUUUAUCGCAUUAGCAGAUUGUUCCUCAAAAACUGGAUUAAACAUUUCGUAUUGGAUAUCGUUAACAAAUGCGCCGCAUGGCCACUUUUGGAAAGAACACUUUUCGGCAGAUGAAUUCUAUAUAUUACCAGAACUAAUAACAAUUGCUUGUAUUUAUGUGAUACUUGUAAUAUUAAGUUUUUACGUAGCCAUACAAUUAAGGGCAAGAAGACUAUUACAUGCAUCUUACAAAAUAUUUAUGGCUUCACUAUUUUGUCAAUUAGUAGGAAUGUUAUUCGAGAUUUAUAGUUAUAUAAAUCUUGGUUUAAGAGGGAUACAAAUAGAAAACGCUUUUUUAUUUGGUCAAUUAUUAGAAGCAUGUUCAGAUAUUUUGUAUACUGUACUUAUGUUAUUAUUGGCUCUUGGUUAUACAGUAACUAAAAGUAUUUUAAAACCUAGACAAAUUCGAUGGCUUAUAUGUUUUAUAUGCCUAAUUUCUUUCUGUCAGUUUUCAUUGUAUAUUUAUCAAUUUGAUGUCUUUGAUCCUGGAUUAGUAUUGUACAUUUAUGAGUCACCACCAGGUUAUGGAUUAAUAAUAUUGAAAUUGAUUGCAUGGAUUAUAUUUUCUCUUCAAUGUUUUAAAACUGUUACAAAAAUGUCAACAAAACUUCAUUUUUAUGGUUCAUUAUUUUCAUUGGGAUCAGCAUGGUUUUUAUGUCAUCCAUUAACGGUACUCUGCAUCACUUUAUUAGUAGACGAGUGGGUACGAGAAAGUGUUGCUAAGGGAUGUUUAUUAUGGACUACUUUUAUGGGACACAUAAUAUUUUUAUUUAUCACUAGACCAUCUAUGGCUAACAAACGUUUUCCAUUUCAUAUUAGAACAUGUCAAAUCAUGCCUAUUGGUGGUGAAGGACAAGAUCACAGUUAUGAACCUCAUAUUAGAACAACAAGUUCUGCAUUUACUAUUUCACGUUCAAUACCAUCUACUUUGCAAUAUUAAUAAUAACCAUACUACAAAAUUAUGUAAUCAUAACUGUACAAUUUUACUUUUAUUACUUCUUUUAAUGUUCUUAAUUACGAUAUUAUGUUUAAUAAUUAGUUGACAAUGAUAAAUACAAUAUUAAUAUUUUCAACUAAUAUGAUAUUUUUUACAAAAGUAUUUACAAUAAUCAAUUUACAUAAUGUUUUUUAUAUCACAUAUAGAUUUUAUUAGACAAUUACAAUUAUAACUAAUAAUCAUUAGUCACACGAACUAUCUUUCCAACCAUCUCUCCACCUCUGAUUAACUAAUUUACAAUCAAACUCAGGUUUCCCAAGUUUUUUGUUUACUUCGUUAUGUAUCAUGCAAAGCCACUGGCUCAAUUGUGAUUGUGAAUUAGUUUGUGGUGGAGUUCUUUUCAAUUGUUCCUGUAAAUCUUCUGCACAAACAUAACAAGGAUAAAACUUUGAAAAUGUGUGAAAAAACUUUGUCAUAUCCGAUUUUUGUUCAUCAGUCGGAUUGUCAGGAUAAUAUGCUGCCAUGCUAUGUAAAAACGACCAUGUUCUUGAACCUAAUUCAUCUUUAUCUAAUGGACAAUCGUCGCGUUUAACUUUAUUUACAGGUGAAUUUUUCUUCUCCGUUUUCUCAGAUUCCUUUUCAGAUUCAAAAGCCUUUUUUUGACUUUUUGCCCACGAUUUAAAAUCCAUGCAUGCACGACAAGGCUUUUCGGGAGACAUUCUGUUAUUAAAAUCGUAGUAUACAUUAAAAUAAUCAACAAUAUUUUCACGUGGUGGAUAACCUCUCUCAUGAAAUUAUAAUUCGCGCACCUUUACAUGACUUGCGACUCAUUUCAGAUAAGAAAUAGAAUGUAAUAAUAACUUUAUAUAUGUAUAUUACGAAACAAAAGAUGCAGAUAGGAAAGUUUAAAAUAUACACCCUUCCUAUAUCCACGUUGAGUUCUUGAGUGAUGGAAAAGAAGAAAAAAUUGCGUACCGUACAACUAACCUGACCCGAUCUGCGGACAGCGAGUGACAAAUGUUAAGUGCAGUUUUGACUGCACUGCAAAUGAUACGAUUGUCGGUAAAGUUGAUCUUCUACAUAGAUGAUGGCGAGUCGUAAAAAAAGUAAUGAUUCGUCUCGAUCCGUAUCAAAAAAUGCGAGGCGUCAUGUCGGAGAGGUCAUGUUUUCAUCAUCUUCAUCCUCCGAAGAAGAGGUAACAACGGGAUGUCGGAGUUGUAGAAAUACGUCGAAAGAGUACUUCGCUAGAAAUCGUAGUGAAACAGAGACUCAAGCAGGGCAAAAUACAUCACGAACUGAAGAAAAUCCUUUUAGCUUUAAACAUUUCUUAAAAAAUGGUUCACAGAUAAAUUAUCAGAAUGCUGGAGCACGUCCAAAAGUUUAUUCAUCUCCUACACAAUAUAAUUUAGAAAAGAGUUCUGCUGUUUAUUCUCGUAAUCCAACAGAAUUACCAGACUUCGUACAAGAUCAUUUGGUUAUAGAACAAUAUUAUCUAAAUCAUGAACCAAAACAACAGACUAUUUCGGAUGUUGAUAAUCUUCCUGAUUUUGCACUGAACAGUGUGGAACAAAGACAAACUCGACUUAGAAAUGAAUCAAAAAAGAGCGAAUCUAGUGCUUCGUGUGAUCUUUCUUUUGAUUUAACUGGAAAUUUGGACAAAACAAUACCUCAAAGAAAUCAAUCCAUACCAAAUACAAGUUGUUCAGGUCAUAUGACUUUACCUGCUUUUGUUAGAUCUAAUGUAGGAUCUACUGAAAGUCCAGAACCACUAGGAUUUCCAUUAGAUUUACCAAUAUCUACAGUUGACCCUGAUCCUGAGUCAAAUGUUGUUAUAAGAGAAUGUUCUCACUCAGGAACAAGUGAAGCAAAUGUUUCCAAAUCUUUGCCAGAUUUUUUAAAUGAUGGUCCUAUUCAUAAUAGGACAACAUUAUCAACAGAAUCUGGAUCUAUUCCAAAUAGUGUAGAGUCUACAGAGAGAAGGUAAUAGAAUGUUCUCCAGUUUAUUUAUACAAGUUUAUUACAGGAUUCAAUUAUUAGAAUCAGAAUUGACAUCCAGAAAAGAAGUGGAUCAUGAAGAAACAAUCCAUCUUGAAAAAGCAAUGGAACAAGUUGAAGAUAAUCUAAAACGUAGUGCAGCAGAGAUAUCAUUACUCCGUCUGGAAAAUAAAGAACUUAGAGCUGGAAUUGCAGUAGGAACUAGAAAUGAAUAUGGUUCUUCAAACACAGACCAGACAGUAAAAAGGCUAGCAGGUGAUUUGAGACAUGCUGCUUCAUCAGCAGAAGUGUCUUUAAGACAAUUAAUGUCUGGUGUGGACAAUUUAAGAGUACUAGCUUCAGCACUUGAGAAUGUGGAUAGAAUAGAAGACCGGACCAAAGAUUUUCUACCAGAUUUUGAUGAAGAUAAUGCUGCUGGUCCUGCACUUUAAUACAUUCUUGUAUACCCCUUUUUCUGCAUACUACCUUUGUUUCACUUCUAUGACAUGUAUCCCAACCUGUGCUAAUAAGUUCCUUAAACUCACGCAAUUGCGUUGAGUAUCCAUUUUGGAGUCGAUUAGUGAUUUGAUUCGAUUAAAGAGCACGAUAUUCAUAUCAUGUUUGUUAUACCUUUACCUGUUAAUAAUAGCUCUUGAAUUUCGACUUGCAUAACAGUUCUAGGUGUACAAUCAUAUAUCGUCCCUGCUUGGCAAAGCAUGACUUUUUAAGUGUAAUUUUAAACCUUAACAGCAAACAUGGAUUAAACAAUAGCUUAAUCGUGAUCUAUCACGAUGCGGCUCCGAGCAAAAAAAAAAGAACUAAAGAUUUUAACUUUUAUAUGUACGUUUUGACGUGAAACCACAACGCGAAGCAUUGGUUGGGAUUCAAUAUAUAAUUCCAACGCAAUUGUUAAAAGAAAAACAAUAUUUUAAUAGUUAUUGUAACAAUGUUACGUGUACAGUUCAAAUUACAUGUUCUAUUUCUUUGUAAAUGUUGAAACCAUCAGUUAAACAAUUACACUUGAACCAGACAAGAUUCUUCACAUAUUUUUCUAUUUAAGGGGGUAUAUGACUCUUGAGUCUCAGAAAUGUUAAUCUCCUUUCAAAGGUUGUAAUUAUACGAUUUCACAAAUGUUUUUCUAAGCAAUGUAUAAUAACAAUACAUACAUGUGUAUAUAUAUAUACAUAUAU
This is a messenger RNA of Heterotrigona itama, 4901 nucleotides long. The record is from the annotation of a GenBank genome assembly. Lineage: Eukaryota; Metazoa; Arthropoda; Insecta; Hymenoptera; Apidae.